Molecule: messenger RNA, 1200 nt
Organism: Penicillium bovifimosum
Lineage: Eukaryota; Fungi; Ascomycota; Eurotiomycetes; Eurotiales; Aspergillaceae
Exons: 5
Biological process (GO): regulation of mRNA processing; protein phosphorylation; spliceosomal complex assembly
Molecular function (GO): ATP binding; protein kinase activity
Source: RefSeq, a predicted model, not a curated record
ACCCCCCGGGAUCUUCCCACUAGUGGAUAUGAUCAUAUCGACGCUGAACGACCAGUGGAGGAGGAAGAACUGCCUGAUGACAGAGCAGACCGGUUUUAUCCCGUUCAUCUGGGCGAGGUAUUUAAGGAUCGAUAUCAAGCAAUUGCAAAGCUUGGCUUUGGUUCGUCGUCUACCACUUGGCUGGCUCGAGACUUAAGGCACGCGUUAUCACGCUCCACUGCUCUAGCACACCAGUAUGUCGCGCUGAAAGUUUAUGGGCGUACAUCGUUAGUUCACCGUGAACUGCCGUCCUAUCACCAUAUCGCCAGUCGUAUAACAGACAGUUCACACGAAGGACGAGACAAUGUGCGCAGACUGUUGGAUUCGUUCACCGUUAACGGUCCUGAUGGCGACCAUAUUGUCCUUGUCUUCGAAUCCGCACAAAUGAGCCUCCGCGACAUGAAGGUCGUAUUUCACCCGGAAGGAUUUGACGAAGACUUCGUCAAGGGUGCUAUCAUUGAGCUCUCGAAGGCUCUCGAUUUCCUACAUACGCACGGGGAGAUUGUCCACACCGAUAUCCCUUCCAGCAAUAUGCUCCUUGGUGCCUUCGACAACAGCAUUUUCAAGGCCCUUGAAGAGAAAGAACACACAGAUCCGGUGGCCCGUAAACAAGUGUCUCCUACCCGGACAAUCUAUCUCUCUCGGCUGAUGCGACCUAAGCUAGGCCCAAUGCUGUUAUCUGACUCCGGCGAAGCCAGAAUCGGUCGUGGACCUCACGGUGGCGAUAUCAUGCCCUUAGAAUAUCGUGCCCCUGAGACAUUACUUUAUGUGGGCUGGAGCCGUCCGGUUGAUAUAUGGAGCGUCGGCCUCACGGCAUGGGACCUCCUGGAGCCAAAGAGGCUGUUUACUGCACGAGACGAUGAUGGCGACCUCUACGAUGCUGCUCAUUUGGCACACAUGAUCGCAGCAUUAGGGCCUCCUCCGAUGAAAUUUCUCGCUAAAAAUCCAGAGAGAAGAGCGGAUUUUUGGGAUGACGAAGGGAAAUGGCUGGGUCUUGCGCCCAUACCGGAGGCUCGAACAAUGGAAGCCCUUGAAUGUCGCUCGAACGACAAAGCAGACUUCCUUAGGUUCAUUCGGAGGACAUUGACCUGGAUGCCGCAAGAAAGAGCAACUGCUAAGGAGCUUUUGGAAGACCCUUGGUUGACAGGGGGAACUCGCUAG